Molecule: messenger RNA, 2088 nt
Organism: Nomascus leucogenys (northern white-cheeked gibbon)
Lineage: Eukaryota; Metazoa; Chordata; Mammalia; Primates; Hylobatidae
Gene: GBP4
Product: guanylate-binding protein 4
Biological process (GO): defense response to protozoan; defense response to Gram-positive bacterium
Molecular function (GO): GTPase activity; GTP binding
Source: RefSeq, a predicted model, not a curated record
AAUUUCGUUUCUCACAGACUCUUAUCUGGAUGUCUGUAAAUCCGGCUGGACUUUCAGCUUCUAAGAACAGUCCGUUUCUCGAGGAUCCAGACGCAGGAGGACAGAGCAAUGGGUGAGAGAACUCCUCACGCUGCAGUGCCCAAACCAGGUUAUCCAGAAUCUGAAUCCAUCAUGAUGGCCCCCAUUUGUCUAGUGGAAAACCAGGAAGAGCAGCUGACAGUGAAUUCAAAGGCAUUAGAGAUUCUUGACAAGAUUUCUCAGCCCGCGGUGGUGGUGGCCAUUGUAGGUCUAUACCGCACAGGAAAAUCCUAUCUCAUGAAUCGUCUUGCAGGAAAGAGCCAUGGCUUCCCUCUGGGCUCCACGGUGCAGUCUGUAACUAAGGGCAUCUGGAUGUGGUGUGUGCCCCACCCCUCUAAGCCAAACCACACCCUGGUCCUUCUGGACACCGAGGGCCUGGGUGAUGUGGAAAAGGGUGACCCUAAGAAUGACUCAUGGAUCUUUGCCCUGGCUGUGCUUCUAAGCAGCAGCUUUGUCUACAACAGCAUGAGCACCAUCAACCACCAGGCCCUGGAGCAGCUGCACUACGUGACUGAGCUAGCAGAGCUAAUCAGGGCAAAAUCGUGCCCCAGACCUGAUGAAGUUGAGGACUCCAGCGAGUUUGUGAGUUUCUUUCCAGACUUUAUUUGGACUGUUCGGGAUUUUACCCUGGAACUAAAGUUAGAUGGACACCCCAUCACAGAAGAUGAGUACCUGGAGAAUGCCUUGAAGCUGAUUCCAGGCAAGAAUCCCAAAAUUCAAACUUCGAACAUGCCUAGAGAGUGUAUCAGGCAUUUCUUCCCGGAACAGAAGUGCUUUGUCUUUGACCGGCCUACAAAUGACAAACAAUAUUUAAAUCGUAUGGACGAAGUGCCAGAAGAAAAUCUGGAAAGGCAUUUCCUGAUGCAAUCAGACAACUUCUGUUCUUAUAUCUUCACCCAUGCAAAGACCAAGACCCUGAGAGAGGGAAUCAUUGUCACUGGAAAGCGGCUGGGGACUCUGGUGGUGACUUAUGUAGAUGCCAUCAACAGUGGAGCAGUACCUUGUCUGGAGAAUGCAGUGACAGCACUGGCCCAGCUUGAGAACCCAGCGGCUGUGCAGAGGGCAGCCGACCACUAUAGCCAGCAGAUGGCCCAGCAACUGAGGCUCCCCACAGACAUGCUCCAGGAGCUGCUGGACGUGCAUGCAGCCUGUGAGAGGGAAGCCAUUGCAGUCUUCAUGGAGCACUCCUUCAAGGAUGAAAACCAUGAAUUCCAGAAGAAGCUUGUGGACACCAUAGAGAAAAAGAAGGAAGAUUUUGUGCUGCAGAAUGAAGAGGCAUCUGCCAAAUAUUGCCAGGCUGAGCUUAAGCGGCUUUCAGAGCACCUGACAGAAAGCAUUUUGAGAGGAAUUUUCUCUGUUCCUGGAGGACACAAUCUCUACUUAGAAGAAAAGAAACAGGUUGAGCGGGACUAUAAGCUAGUGCCCAGAAAAGGAGUUAAGGCAAACGAGGUCCUCCAGAACUUCCUGCAGUCACAGGUGGUUGUAGAGGAAUCCAUCCUGCAGUCAGACAAAGCCCUCACUGCUGGAGAGAAGGCCAUAGCAGCGGAGCGGGCAAUGAAGGAAGCAGCUGAGAAGGAACAGGAGCUGCUAAGAGAAAAACAGAAGGAGCAGCAGCAAAUGAUGGAGGCUCAAGAGAGAAGCUUCCAGGAAUACAUGGCCCAAAUGGAGAAGAAGUUGGAGGAGGAAAGGGAAAACCUUCUCAGAGAGCAUGAAAGGCUGCUAAAACACAAGCUGAAGAUACAAGAAGAAAUGCUUAAGGAAGAAUUUCAAAAGAAAUCUGAGCAGUUAAAUAAAGAGAUUAAUCAACUGAAAGAAAAAAUUGAAAGCACUGAAAAUGAAGAGUUAAGGCUUUUAAAGAUCUUUGACAUAGCUAGCAACAUAAUGACUGUCGCUCUACCUGGGGCUUCUAAGCUGCUUGGAGUAGGGAUAAAAUAUCUUGGCUCACGUAGUUAAAAGCCUGAAUAUUCCAGGGUCCCACUUUGACACCCAGGCUGGAGUGCAGUAGCACAA